UGAAUGGAUCUGCGCUACAAGAUCUCCCUAUGUUGCAGACCGUAUCUUUUGCCUAUAACUCUAUCCGCAGCAUAGAUCUAAAUUUCUUCCAGGGAACAAACAACGUAGAAGUGCUAGAUUUGUCCCACAACAUGCUUGUGUCAAUACCCUCUGACUUUCUAAAUAAUUUGAAGAACCUGGAGAAGCUGUCUUUAUCUUACAAUCAACUUCUACACUUGAAUAAUGUAUUUGCCAAAGUGUACCCAAAAAGAAUCAUCUUAACCUCAAACAACCUAACCGACAUCGAUACGAUCCUGCAUGCCGGAAUGGAACAUGUUGAGACGUUAAUACUUUCGCACAACCCCAUUUCCAGUGUCUCCCCAACUAUUUUCCACACAACCAUUCCACGUGUUGAGACUUUGAUGUUGGACUAUUGCCAAAUUUCCAGUUUCGACAUCGGACCUUAUGAGCUUUUGUCUAACCUGCAAGUGUUGGACCUCGGUCAUAACCUCAUCGAAACCAUCCCAAAGCAAAAGAUUGCUUUUGGUCAGCAUUUGGAACUUAGUUUCAUCGGUAACAGAAUUUCCAAAUUCGAUGCUGAGCUGUCCACAUCCGUGAAAGCAGUCUACCUUUCAGAAAACAGGUUUCAGAAUUUAGACAGAACUCUUCAGUUCAGCAGGGCCUUGCUUGCAGAGGUCGCCUUCAACCACCUUCAAAUUCUCACGGCUGAUGAUUUCCGUGGCUCUCGACGAUUGCUCAACCUCAACUUGUGCGGGAACGCGAUCGAGAGGAUUGACACGUUGACAUUCUUACCACUAAAAGAUGAGCUCAAUCACUUGGAUCUCAGCUUCAACUCCAUAAAAGUCUUGAACGGCAGCGUGCGAUACCUGACUCACCUGAUUAGUUUGAAUUUGUCCUCCAACUUCAUAAUGGAUUUUGACGAAGGAGAAUUUACUAGUCUCAGUGAGCUGGAAACGCUCUACUUGGACAACAACCAUGUUGUGACCUUGGGCCAACAGUUUCAACAGUUACCUCGGCUUCAGUACCUUGACCUUAGGAAUAAUUACGUUGAGAGUCUGAGCCAAAACGAACUGCCAGUGAAUUUGCAACGCCUCGAUUUCAAAGGUAACCCUUUCAAAUGCAACUGCAAAAUUCUCCCUUUCCUCAAAUGGCUGAGAACAUAUAAAUCACCAAGUACAGAUGUUAAACUGUGUUCAUCUGCUGACGAGACACAAAAUGCAGUACACUGUCCCGGUCCUUGCUCUUGUGAAUGUACUGGAGUGGGAAAUGAAAGUUUCAUGACCGUCAACUGUAGUUCCAGAUACAUGUCUAUGCUUCCACCUUUUCUGACUGGUGAUUCAAGAUAUUGGCAUGGCGAUAACAUGGUAGUCUCUCAGUAUACUCGGAGAGAAACUCCCUUGUUUUACAUCCACGAUGAGGUACGAUUUCUGGAUCUCGAAAACAACUUUUUCCAAUCUCUGAACGGCGCCCGGUUGCCUGCCGGACUUCGGAGACUCCAUCUCAGCGGCAACAUUCUCAGCAGAUUGCCGGACCAUUUCCUAUACGCCUUGCCGAAGUUGGAAAAGCUGACUCUGUCCCGGAAUCCAUGGAGUUGUGGAUGUGGUGUGCUGUCCAUGAAGACCUGGCUGAAGUCCAAAUCGGAGUUGGUACCUGAUGUGAACAGCACUUUCUGCUUUUCUCAAGGGGCCCUUCGUAGUUCAGACAGCACUUUGUUGUUGUCCUUUCCUGAUAAAGAUUUGUGCCCCCGUAAAAUUAUUACAUAUCUCCUGAUAGGCUCAGCUGUAAUAGGUUGUAUUUCACUGUUCAUUUUGGGCUUCAUUGUUUACACUCGACGCAGAAAUUCUCAGUGGUGUUUGAGAACACAUUCGGUCACUUGGACCAAAUGUCAAGAUUCGGAUGACUGCAUUUACGAUGCCUUUGUCUCAUUUAGUGACAUGGAAGCAGACAUUGUCUACAAUGAGUUCAUAUCCACAUUGGAAAGCCAAAUCCCAGGCAUAAGAGUUUAUUUUCCUGAUAGAAUAAUUUUCCCGCCGAGUGCCACUGUUCGGGAAAACACCCUAGCGGGACUGAAGAACUCAAGAAGGGCUAUAAUUUUCUUAUCCAGAAAUUUCUUAAUGUGUCCUUGGUGCACAAGUCAACUACUUCAAGCAAACUUCCAGAGAAAAGAGAAGCAGAUAGAGCAACUUAUCGUCAUUGAAGUAGGAGACUUGCCAAAAGACAUCGACAGCGACUUGAAAGAAAGUCUACGGCAUUCCAUUCGCCUUCAGUGGGGACAUAAAAACUUCUGGUGCAAACUUUUUAACGCACUGAAGACUAACGAUGAAGUAAAAACAUCAUUGAGACAUUUCUUCAAAACUCAAAACAGCUCAGCAGAUGAAGAUUCUGUGCCGCUGAUGAAAAGCAUGGAUACGUAUUGUGAAGUCGCUCUCUAGUCUUCGGAUUACUCAAAAAGAAUGAGAAAAUGUAAGAUUUGGAACGCUAGAAGUGUUUCAAAAUAUCGGGAUUUUUUUUUUCAAACCAUGCAGUGGACUCAUGAUUGUUUAGCAUUUUUAUUUUAUGCUGUAUUAUAUCUAUACCUCGUAGCCAGACUAGCGGAAAUACAAAAACUGCGAUUUUCAGUUAAUGAAUUGUAUGUAGAAUCAUAUUCCAUACCGAAACAUAUGAACGUAAUUCUAAAAAGAAAAUCCAUUGUAAUAAUUUACUAAGGUUAAAAGAGCGCAAGUCUCAUUCCUUACAUGUGUUUAGGUAAAUGUAUUUGUCGUGCAAGAUAUGUGAUAUAGCUUAUUUUACACUUUGACGGGCUGCAGAUCGUUAUUCUACGAAAUAACUUGUUAAACCAUGAAAUACAAGAGAGUUUUACAUUUUAACGGAAACGAUCAGUUAUUCGAUGAAAUAACUAGGUGUUCUACAAAAUAACGGAUUUCAUACUUUAACGGUAACAUAUGAACCACGCAACCGUUUAUUCGCUCUCCUGUAAUGCAGCGAUUAUGUGACUUACAACAGUCUGGCUUUGAGGUACAGAUAUCGUGUUGGUGAUGCUCCACUUUUCAAUGAAAAAAUAUCGUCAUCAAAGAAAAAAAUCUGUGAUAAUAUUCAUAAGAGUUCAAUAAUAAAGAAAGCAGUACUGAUGCAGC
Molecule: messenger RNA, 3134 nt
Organism: Uloborus diversus
Lineage: Eukaryota; Metazoa; Arthropoda; Arachnida; Araneae; Uloboridae
Product: toll-like receptor Tollo
Exons: 11
Coding region: 30-2432 (800 amino acids)
Biological process (GO): immune response; toll-like receptor signaling pathway
Cellular component (GO): plasma membrane
Molecular function (GO): transmembrane signaling receptor activity; protein binding
Source: RefSeq, a predicted model, not a curated record